Messenger RNA from Hemisphaericaspora subhashii, 1482 nucleotides. RefSeq names its product alcohol O-acetyltransferase. The record is from RefSeq and is a predicted model, not a curated record. The transcript has a single exon. Gene Ontology annotation, molecular function: N-acetyltransferase activity. Bases 1 to 1482 code for a protein of 493 amino acids. NCBI's taxonomy places the organism in Eukaryota, Fungi, Ascomycota, Pichiomycetes, Serinales, Debaryomycetaceae.
AUGGAACAAGAUCCAAAAGCUUUAGAAGAAGAAGAGAUGGUCAAGGCACAGCAUAGGAGAAAGCCAGAGUUUAAUGAACGAUAUUAUAUUUGUAGAUGUACUGAAGGAUAUUAUUCUAAUUUCAGUAUUACUGCAAAAUAUAAUAAACGAUUUUCCAAAGAGUUGUUGUCAAAUGCAUUACAAUCUAUGAUUAGAAACAAUAGUUGGUUUACGCUUAAUUUCUUUAAGGAUAAUGAUGAUAGUAGUGCUCAAGUGAAUGGUAUGGAUUAUGAAGUUAGAUGUGUGGAGAAGAUUAAGUUUUCAGACGUCGUAAGCUUUCGCCAGAUUGAACAGUUUGAUGCAACUACAUUAGAAGAAGUUAAUAUGCUCACAUUAAAGAUGAAUGUGAAUUUACCAUUAUGGAGAAUUAUUGUGUUUGAAGAAGUUGGUGGAGACCAAUACGUUUGUGUCUACGUUGAUCAUUCUCAUUAUGAUGGUUUAUCGGCUGUUCAAUUUCAUAAGGAUUUAACCAAAGAGUUAUCAUUGGCAGUUAUUGAUCAUGUUGAAGUAUUAUUUGACUAUAAGAGAGACUUUGAAUACUUGCCUGAGAAAAUCUUACCACCAGUUGAAACAUUGACAGAUUUAUACAUUCCUUCAUAUGCAAAAGUCGUUAGACAUUAUCUAGAGACAUACAUUCCCGGUCUCUCGGAUUUUGUAUCCUGGGCUUCAACAUUACGGUUACUCUCCGAUGCAAAUGAAAACUUGGAACUACUGACCCAUCCUCUUUUCUAUACCAAGAAUAGAGUAGAAAGAGUAUUGCAAACAAAGUUCAAAAUUUUCAACUUUUCAUCUAGUGAAGUAUCAAAAAUGAUUGAUUAUUGUAGAUUACAUAAAAUCACAUUGUCAGCAUAUUUUGAUAUCCUUUGCUUACAAUCUCUUGAAGAGACCAUUUUCAAAGCUGUUGAUCCUUCAACACAAUUUUCUACAAGCUCCCUUGUAGCUAUUAAUGGAAGAAGGUAUUAUUCUGAGGAUAUUAGAAACUUCAAAUAUGGGACGAUGGUUUGUGGUGAUCAAAUUAUUUUACCUCCUAUUAAACGAAAACCUCUUGAAUCAAUGAAGAAAUUUCAUAAAAAAUUGCGGGAAAACAUCAAAAGCAAAGCUUCAUUCAAAAUUAUUGGUAUGUACAACUAUAUAAAUUGUUGGGAUUUCUUUAGAAAGAAGUUAGGUAAGGUUGGUGGUCGUUUCUCUUUGACUAUCUCCAAUCUUGGGAAGAUUGAGAAUUCAAAUGAUGAAUUCAAAUUUGAAAAAAUUUUCUUUGCCCUGAAUACUGGAUUGGUAUAUAAUUUCAUUCUUAACAUGACAACGACUCCAGACAAUGAAUUAACGGUGGUAUUUGGUUAUUUGCCAGAGUUUGAAGAAUACCAAUUGCAUGGCAAAAAAGCCAUUGAUUUAUUUGCUAAUCAAUUCCAAACCAAGCUUCGAGAUUUUUCAAAGGAAAAAUAA